AGGGUGAAGCAACACACGGAGGACUCCACAACACACUUUAUCUCCUUCCUCUCGCGCUCCUCCACAUUCAUGGCAGAAAGCGACCGACCGCGACAGGAGAUCAACGUCUCCUUUGCUGCCCUCAGCGGCAACUCCGUUGGCGCCUCCGUUGCCCAGCCGUACGGCAACACCUCGCGCAUGGACUGGUCUACCUCCAUCGGCUACAUGGACGGACGCAGCGGUCGCAGCGGUGGCGGUGGCAGUCGCAGUCGCAGCCAGGCCUCCGUGCGUGCCGACAGCUUCCGCCGCAGCGAGGGCCGUCGCAUGAGUCAAGACACACGCCGCUACAUGCAGGCCGCCGCCGCCAGCACGCAGACUACCGUGCAGCAGCUCCUCGCACGGCUGCAGUCCUAUCAGACCUUUCAGCCCUUCUUGUCGCAUCAGGUGCCGUACACGUCUGCAGGGGACGAAGGACAGAGCCGUGCGGCGAGCGUCGCCAUGUCAGCCCGACAGCGCUCCACCGACCGCGCCUUCAGCGCCUCACAGCUGUGGCAGGUGAUGAACGGCCUGCUCGACACCUCAGUCGCCCACCUGCUCCAGCACAACGCGGAGGGUCACUUCAUCGCCACGCUGCAGUCCACGCUCGGGCUGGAGCUGUCGUCACCCGUGCCGAAGGGGCGCACUGUAAUCGAGAGUCGUGUCCCGGGAGCGACUGCGAUGGGGAGCGACACAUCGACCAGCGCAGCGGCACUGUCGACUUCGCAGCGGCAGCUCUCCGCCGCGUCCUCGCUUGUCACCCGCCCCACCACCGCCGCAUGGCCGGGCGACUCGAACUUGCUGGUGGAUCGGUGGGCCGCAGAACACCCGGCCGCGACGGCAGCCGACAUCGCCACGCAGCGCGACACUUGGAGUGCCUUCGAGGAGCAGCGCCGCCGUGACAACCGUGCUUUUUACCUACGAGCAAUGCAGAGGCAGCUGGAUGCCCUGCAGGCGGAGGAGAGCGGCGCCAGCAGCACCAGCGUCUCGUCCGCGGGGGCGCAUUCGAGCGACGGCCGAAGUCGUUCUUCUGGCUGCGGGCUCCCUUUCGCGCGAGAUCAAAGCAGCUUCCCGCACACGGCCCGACCGUUUGAGGCAGCCCGCGGAGGAGCAACGGAACUCGAGGCACGUUUCGCAAUUUCGGAGGAGGAGUUGGCGAAGGAGGCAGACCGUCAGCGCGCACUGUGGAUCUCUUUUCAGGAGGAGCCGCCUGCGACGGCGGCGGCAAACGGCAGGGUCGCGUCCCAAGCCCCUCCGGACGCCCCGCGUAUCGUCGCGGAUUACCUGGAGAGUGCCGACCUGCACAGCUGGCUGCAGUCGUCGUGGCCGCACCGCACGCACCGCCACGAGAGCGCUGCGUUGCAGAUUCAGUGCGCCUAUCGCGCCUACCAUGCACGCUGCGCCGUACGGCUCAUGCGCUACACACGUCGGCAGGUCUUUGUCGUCGGCCUCGCAGCUGAGAAGGAAGCCCGCCGUGUGUGGGACAUGGCGCUGCAGGUGCAGGCGGACGCGAGCAAGGCUGUCAACGGCAGCUGCGACGGCACCAUGCGCGCGCUGCAGUUCUUCCUAGACAAAAUUAACGCCGUCGUGGCGAAGAGGCGGGCACGCAAGUUGGUCCGGCAGGAGCAGGACGCGAAGAUAUGCGAGUACGCGGCGGCCAGCAUCCAGCGGGUUUACCGUGGCCACCGUGCGCGGGUGCGCGUGGAGGAGCUGCGGCACCCGGAGAUCGUCGCGGCGCGGCAGCGGGCGGUGGCAGAAAAGAGCGCCACCGUCAUUCAGACGAGCUGGCGGCGGCACCGGGAGGAGCUGAGGUGGCACCGACAGCUGCGGGCCGCCUGCACGCUGCAGCGCGCGCAUCGCUGCCACGCGGCGCGUCGACUACUGGCCGAGCGUCGGCAGCUGUACGCCGUGGCGGAGGUGUCGUCGCUGAGGUGCUUUGCGGUGCGUCGCAUCGAGCUGUGGUACGCGCGGCACCUCGCGCAGCGCAACGCCUUCGCGGCGGCACAUCCGUUUGAGACGCUCAUCCUCCAGCGUGUGGGCCGCGGCUACCUGGACCGCAGGCGUCUCGGCGUCGAGCUGCGCAUUGCGGCAUUGCGUGGUGUCGCAGCUCUCGUGGAGCGCAGACGGCGGAUGGUGUUGGACGCGCGUGCGGCGGUGGGAGUGAAGACGGCACUGGCGGAGGAUCGGCAGACGCAGCAGCACGCCGUCCUGUGCGAGGAUGCGGCAAUCACGAUCCAACGCGCCUGGCGUAGUCGGGCCGCGGUGGCGCCGUCGCCCGAUCAACGAGAGGAGUUGUGA
This is a messenger RNA of Leptomonas pyrrhocoris, 2313 nucleotides long. RefSeq lists its product as hypothetical. Bases 70 to 2313 code for a protein of 747 amino acids. The transcript has a single exon. The record is from RefSeq and is a predicted model, not a curated record. Lineage: Eukaryota; Euglenozoa; Kinetoplastea; Trypanosomatida; Trypanosomatidae. Gene Ontology annotation, molecular function: protein binding.